Molecule: messenger RNA, 2424 nt
Organism: Helianthus annuus (common sunflower)
Lineage: Eukaryota; Viridiplantae; Streptophyta; Magnoliopsida; Asterales; Asteraceae
Product: sterol 3-beta-glucosyltransferase UGT80A2
Exons: 14
Coding region: 231-2195 (654 amino acids)
Biological process (GO): carbohydrate metabolic process
Molecular function (GO): UDP-glycosyltransferase activity; hexosyltransferase activity
Source: RefSeq, a predicted model, not a curated record
UAACUGUUCGUUCUUCCAGUUAUUCAUCUCUCUCUCUCACACACACACACACAGUUCGACAAUCGGAAUCGGAGCAUCUCACCGUAACUCCAACGAUAGGCCGGAGUUUCAUCUUUCUUCUCUAGAAACUCACCGGAACUUGAGGUUUUUGCAGCUGUAUUUACUGGAUCUGGAUCGGAAGCAACGGAAGAAUCAUCUGUAUUCGCAUCGGAGAAGUUGUGGUUCCGUUGAUGAUGGAGAAAUCGCCGGAACCGGUACGUAAGGAAGAUCAGGUGAGCUCUUCUUAUUCGAGUUCAGGAGAAGGUUCUGGAAAGGUUGAGAAGGAAGUUGCUGGUAGCAGCAGCAGUGGAGCUGAAGUAGAGGUUAAAGUAAACGAUGCUGUUGCUGGUGGUGCGGUUGCUAACGGCGAUUAUUCAGGGUCUGAUGGCAGGAGUUUGCCUACAUUGCGUAAAUUACAAUCAGAAAUCUCGAGUUUUCUAUUAGGAAGUGCUGGAAAGACAGAGUCGUCUUCCGACCCGUUUAGGCUGGAAAAAUCAAAAACCGAAAGACCUAGACGUAGUAAUAUGCUUGCUGAAGAGACACCUCAGUCAUUUACUGAAAAAUUAUCCGCAAAUCAGAAGCUACAAAUAUUGAACAAAAUUGCUACAGUAAAAGACGACGGUACUGUUGAAUUUGAGGUACCUGGAGAUGCUGAACUGAAUGCUUUAGGGGAUGCAUGUGAAAUUUAUGGUGCAUGCGCUGAAGAUCCCAAUGAAUCAGAACCUCGGUAUUUUAGACCAUUACAAGUAGUAGUUCUUAUUGUUGGAACCCGUGGUGAUGUGCAACCAUUUGUUGCAAUCGGAAAGCGUUUGCAGGAAUAUGGUCACCGCGUUAGACUAGCGACGCAUUCAAAUUUCAAGGAAUUUGUACUGACUGCAGGAUUGGAGUUCUAUCCCCUAGGUGGCGAUCCAAAAGUUCUUGCUGAAUACAUGGUUAAAAACAAAGGAUUCUUGCCUUCUGGUCCUUCAGAAAUUCCUGUUCAGAGGAGUCAGAUGAAAGACAUUAUUUUUUCGUUACUUGCAGCAUGCAAAGAACCUGAUAUUGAUACUGGAAUCCCGUUUAAAGCUGAUGCAAUUAUAGCCAAUCCCCCAGCAUACGGACAUACACAUGUUGCCGAGGCACUGAAAAUACCCAUUCAUAUAUUUUUUACAAUGCCUUGGACGCCUACAAGUGAAUUUCCUCAUCCUCUAUCUCGUGUCAAGCAACCGGCUGGAUAUAGACUGUCAUAUCAAAUAGUUGACUCUUUGAUUUGGCUUGGAAUUCGGGACAUGAUAAAUGAUGUUAGGAAGAAAAAGUUAAAGUUGCGGCCUGUCACGUAUUUAAGUGGCUCUCAAGCCUCUGAGGCUAAUAUUCCACAUGGGUACAUUUGGAGUCCUCAUCUUGUUCCCAAACCAAAAGAUUGGGGGCCUAAAAUUGAUGUAGUUGGAUUUUGCUUUCUCGAUCUUGCAUCAAACUACCAACCUCCUGAAGACCUUGUAAAAUGGCUUAACGCUGGUCCAAAGCCUAUCUACAUUGGGUUCGGAAGCCUUCCUGUUCAAGAGCCUGAGAAAAUGACACAAACAAUUGUUAAAGCUCUAGAAAUUACUGGACAAAGAGGCAUCAUCAAUAAAGGAUGGGGUGGUCUUGGUAACUUGAAAGAGCCGAAGGAUUUUGUAUACCCGUUAGACAACAUACCUCAUGACUGGCUUUUCUUACAGUGUGCAGCUGUGGUACACCAUGGGGGUGCUGGGACUACAGCUGCUGGUCUUAAGGCUGCGUGUCCAACCACAAUUGUACCAUUCUUUGGUGAUCAACCCUUUUGGGGAGAUCGAGUUCACAGCAGAGGUGUAGGCCCGCCACCGAUACCAGUAGAUCAGUUUUCACUUAACAAGCUUGUUGAUGCCAUUAAGUUUAUGCUAGAUCCUAAGGUGAAGGAGCGAGCGGUGGAACUUGCUAAGGCAAUGGAGAAUGAGGACGGGGUAGAAGGUGCGGUUAAAGCCUUCUUAAAACAUCUUCCCCAACAAAUGCCCGACGCAAAGCCUCCACAAACCAAAGCCAAAACCUCAAAACUACCUCCAACCAAACAACCAUCUUCAAAACCACCCAAACAAUCAUCUCCACAACCACCCAAACAUUCGAGUUCAUUUUCAAUAUCGAGUUGUUUCGGCUGUUCCUAAAUCCAAAAUACAGAUAAAAUGUUGUGUGUUUGCCUCUCCAUGCAUGCUUGCUGGUAUGUAUGCAUUCAUAGGAACAACAUUUAUUGUUGGAUUUGUGUGUGCUAAUUUGUUGUGUUAUUUGUAUAGCCCAUAUGUAUUUUGAAUCAUUUUUAUUGUAUUUAAAUAAUAACUAGGCUGAUUAUGCACAGGGAUGGAAACAGAUUCCUUGGAACAUUUUUGGUUUAUGAUU